AGUCAUAAUAUUAUGAAAAUUUUCUUAUGACUUGCAUUCUUUGUAGUUGAGGGGUAUGAAUAUACUGUAAAAAGUAUAUGCAAAUGGUCCUAGCGCCUAGCAGGGAGCCUAUCCCGAGCUAGCAACUCUAAACUUCGAUUAGCUUGGAUCCAAGUAACCAAUCAUGGGCAGCCAACAAGCUCUACCCGGACCUAAUGAACCACAAAUUUCGCAGAUUAGUGGCUUUAGCGGGGUGGAAUUUGGGUCGAAAGUUUGGCAGCGUCGGGGCCAUUGGCAUUUGUUGCACUUGCUGUAUUUUUUUUACGUUGCGGGAAGGCGGUGACAAUCCCAUUUCCUUCCCGACUGGCAGGGACUGGCAGUAACUUCUCUACCUAUUACUCCAUCACCGCGAUUCUGCGAUUCUCCAUAUUCUCACCAAAAAAUCUCUCGGCACGCCGUAGACGAAGGAGCUGUCCUCCCAAUCCAACAGCGAUGACUUCGUCCAACGCUGCCCCGGCCGAUACUGGUCGCCAGUUGCCAGACCCUUCUCCACCACCUGGUAUACCGCCUGCAACCGAACCAGAGCCCGCAGCUGUUCCUACCACUACCAGUGCUACAACCAUCGCUACCAUCGAUGCGAAUGCGCCGAUACCCCUAACGAACCAACAAGACACCUACCGCGAUGAUCCUCAAGAUGCCUAUUCAAUGCCCUCGCCGCCUACCGUAUCCCCUCUUUCUACACCAGCGGCGACGCAAAUAAACGUUGGCGACAAUGAAGAUGUUCCUGACCUCACUACCGAACCUUUGCAAAAUACGAAUGGCGCCGCUGAACUUUCUUCUGCAGCUCAGCUAGCCUCUGUCAAUCUUAGUCUAAUCACUGAAUCCUUUCCCAUGGAGCUUAAUCAAUCUCAAAUGCUCGACCAGAAUUCCCGGUCGCGCAACCAACUCGAAGCUGUCGCAACUACUGAUCCCGACCCUGCCAACAUGGACUACGCAAAUCGGAACACAUCAAAUCUACGACAAAAUCAGGGCACUAUCGACCCUAAUGCCUACAUGAUGAGCGUCGCCCAGAAUGCUGCUGCGCUUUAUCAAAAUCCUCCGGUCCCUUCUAUUGUAGCUCCCUCCGAGGUCUCGCUGCAAGCUUCGUUUACACAGGAGAGCGAUGCUUUGACCACCACCAACGAACACACAUCGACUAGCGCGAGUCAAAAGUUGGAAUCGUUCGCCAGGAUAGAGUUCGCCGAUAGUGUUUUCCAAAUGACCACUUACGCUGUUAUUAUCGGUCGUGAUCAACGGGCCAUGGAUCAGGCAAGGAGGGACGAAAAAAGGGAAUUGAAUUAUAGACGAAAGGUAGAAGAGAAUGCAAGAAAUGGAUUGCCGCCUCCGACUCCUCUUAAUUUCGACCGAGGGAAAUUUAGUAAAUCCUACGUCAGUGAGGAGGGUGGUAUGCUAGGUCCCGAAUCGGAUGGCGAGGAUAAUGUUCGACCCACCAAGAAACGUCGACCGAGCUCUGCGAAAAGAUCUGAGGACGGCGGCGGUGACGAUGCUCAAAGCGACCAUGUAAAAUCGAAUAGGCAGUACGUCUCUCAUACCCCUGGCGCUGCUGCGGUAGAUCUCGGGACCUUGCAACCGUCGCCGUCGCAUAUCCCUUUUGUUGGUAUCCACUCACCUGGUCCGGAUAUUGCGAGCAAAACACGAGGUAUCUCAAGACAGCAUCUCAAGAUUGAGUUUAAUGAGAAGAAAGGUGUUUUUGAGGCCGCCGCUUUACACAAGAACGGUUUUUUCUGCGAUGAUACGCAUUACGGCCUCGAUGAUCCUGUUAUCCUUAGGAGUGGGGAUCGACUUCAGAUUAAAGAUGUUGAAUUUUCAUUCAUCCUCAACGGUGUUGAAGUAGGCAAGACUGGUGGCGAAGAAUUCCAUGAAGAAGAGACAUCGAGUAAGCGUAUGUCAAUUGGAGGCAAGGAGAUGAGUUUUGAUUUUGAGCAUUCCGAUCAUGAGAACUUUCGGGAUACAAGUGAGGAUUUGUCAGAAAUUGAGAAUGUACCGACACCUGUCAUCGUGUCUGAUGAAGGAGAAGGAGAGGCAGAGGCAGAGGCAGAAGAAGCAGAACAUGAAGCUGCCGAAGCCGAGUCUGAUAUCGGCGAUGAACCAAGCAUGGAAUUACUCGAGUCAGCUGAGGUUCAGGACAUGUCUCAAGGCCAGUUUGCGACAACUGAUAUGCCCAAACGUCGUGGCCCAGGACGACCGCCUAAGGAUGGCAUAAUGUCAAAGAGGGAACGGCGGCUGCUUAAGAAGCAAAUGCAAGAAACCUCUAAGAAGACGAUACCUCAAGAUCCACAGAGUGAGAAGAUUAAGCGACCAGUUGGUCGCCCUAGGAAAAUUCCCGUUCCUGAGGAUGGAGAGAAGCCGGAGAAGAGGAAGUAUAAUAAGCGAAAGUCGAAGGAGGAUGGCGACGAAGGCUCCGAUGCUGAGAGGCGAGCGAAAGAAAAGAAGGAGAAAAAGGUUCGACCAAAAUCUCCGCCACUGGAACUUCGGAAGGAAGACUUUACCGAAGAGCAAUUACAGAAGCCUACCAAAAACUAUGGUGUAUUGAUCGACGAGGCUUUGACCAAUGGACCUCCAGAUGGCUUAACUUUGAAACAGAUUUACAAGAGGAUUAUGUCGAAAUAUCCGUGGUUUUAUUUCUCAGCAGAGACGAAGGGAUGGGAAAGUAGUGUUCGCCACAACUUGAUUGGGAACGAAGCUUUCAAGAAGGCAGAGGGGACUGGAUUGUGGUCCCGCGUCCCUGGUGUAGAGCUUGACGCUGGGAAGAAGCGCAAAGCUAGCUCUCCCGACCGACAACUUGGAUCAGCACAUCUUCACUCUCAUCUACCUCAUCAAUAUUACCAGAACGGCGCUUACUUACAGCCUAAUAAUCUUGGUUAUGCGCCUAACAUGCCAAACUACCAGACCGAUGGAAAGCAGCUCCAAGGAGGAUAUCAACCCCCCGCCGGCCAACCUACUCAGCCUCUUUCAACGCCAUCUUCUCAACCGAUCACCCAACCUGGAUACCCCGCACAGAUACCAGCUCCAGCACAGUUACCGCCUAGCUACCUCUCUAGACAAACUAAUAACGCCCAGCAGAGUACCUAUAGCUCCCCCUACGCCAAACCACCUCCCCCAACUAACCCCCCCAUCAAAUCAGAAGUUCCCGCGGCGCCAACUCCGCAGGCAUUACCUCCAGCUCCGGUGCAACAGCAGCAGAAUGUAGCACAACCUUCAGUGCAGCAUCAACCCCAACCGGUUUCAAAUACACCUAGUACCACGACACAACAACCAUUGUCACCAGAGAUUGAAAAGGCUAUUUCUCAAUUUAGAGCGAAUAUGUUGGGCGCCCUUUCGAAGCAGACUAACCAAGCUGGUCAGAUUAUUGAUUCAGCUAUAUGUCGUGCACGAGGUGUACCACCUCAGACGACAGUACCUUCUGGGUUCGAACCAGUCGAGAAGGCGCUGAUAAAUGCAUUGGCGAAUAUGAUUAGCGACAUGCAAAGUAAACAACAGCGGCAGGCAACAUCUGCUUCUCCUGCUCCAGCUUGGCCUAACGCCGCAAAAUCGACACCUACUCCGACCGCGCCAACGCCAAGCCCAGCGCCAUCGGCUACUUUAGCGGCUGAAAUACAGCGGCGAGUGAAGAAUUUCAGAGACAAUAUGGUUGUCGCUUUGAAGAAGAAGACGGACCAGGCGGAAGCUAUUGUUGACUUGGCUAUCGACCGAGCGCAAGGCUUACCAAAUACUGGUCCAAUUCAAGGAUGGGAGGAAGCAGACCGAUUGAUGGUCAAAUCUGUUACACAGAUAAUCUCAGAUGCGCGCCGAGCACACAACCUUCAGACGCCAGUUACACCCUCUGCGCCAACAGCGCCCGCUCAGCAAACACAUCCGCCUCAACCCUCCCAAUCUGCUCCGCGUCAAGGUCCUUCCGCCUCGCCGGCUCCAAUGCAGUCACCUAUGCUCACUAGCGGGUCGGUACAAAAUAACCAAGGAGUGGCGACCACUACACCUAAUGUACAACCAUCGCAAAUGCCCUCUUCUAAUGCCCCAAGACCGACACCACCAUCAAUAUCACGUCCCGGUGUCUCAAUUCAACGUCCAGGUAUUACACGCCCAGGGGUGAAUUCAAUUUCGCGACCCUCAGUGGUCCGCAAGGAUUCAGCGGGUACGCCAGGUGUCGUGGUUGGUCCGAGCGUGUCAGCGCCAACGCACAAUGUUUCCAGCCCAGCGCCACCGAGCGCAGGUGUCCUCGACCAAAUUACUGGACAAAAACGAUUACACGAUGAUGCUUUCGGCAAUAGUGGCAAUAGUGCUGGAGCCGCAGACAGACCUGAACCGGUUAAGGCACCUACACCUGUGACGACUACUCCCAACUUGUCAACACCAGCACCGCCGAGUGCGGGGGUCGUGGAUCAAAUUGGGCAGAAAAGGAUACAUGAGGACACACAAUUACACAGUAAUGGGAAUAGCAAUGGUAACGUAGGUGUCGCUGAACAACAACCACCUGAACCCACUGCGAAGACUAUUACACCUGCACCCGCUCCCGCACCAGCACCAACCCCAGCGCCAGCACCAAGUAUGUGCAGUCCUGCGCCGCCCAGCGCUGGCGUUGUCGAUCAGAUUGCUGGACAGAAGAGACAUUUGGAUGAUGGGCCUGGUUCUGCGAGUUCGGAACAGCCCGAGGCUAAGAAACCCGCUCUCUCUUCGGUCUAGUUAUUUCGGUGAGCAGAUGGGUUGAAGUUUUCGAUGUGUAGGAUUAUAGUACGGAUUUCAGUCGGUGAAUGGCAUCACUCUCCUACCUCAUCCGUUCCGAAAUUACCCGAGUCUACUUUUGGCGUGCUUGGAGUAUUUCUGUGUAACUACCUCUGCAUUUCACUACCGCAGCGAGCAUCCCGAAAGCGAAAAUAAUACUUCACGAUUCACGAGAUACGAUUCCUCCCCUCCUAUUCUUCUACUAGUUUUUACUUCUAGGAGGCAAGCAUGGAUGGAUGGAUGGAUAUAGAGCAUUUUUAAUAAUACCGAAGCAUUUUCAAGGUUAGCAGGGUAGGAAAAAGCAAAAGUUCAAUUAGGACAUACCUAGGUUUUUUACCUUCUUUUCUAUUUGGCAAGGAAGAUAAAAGAUCGAUUACUCCGUCCUAUACUUGUUCUUGGCAUGAGGGAAGGAUAAGGGAUAAUAGGACGGUGUUAGGAAGACGGGUAGGAAGAAAGUCAGCAUGCGAGGAAGUUAGGUGGUGGACCGCGUAUAUAACGCGUGUGAACAAGGAAUAGAUACCUAGGUAUGCUUAGUUAGGCUAUCUACCUAUUUACUAGUAAAUAUAAUGCCAAAGAAGUAUAAUAUCUUA
Molecule: messenger RNA, 5348 nt
Organism: Hypoxylon trugodes
Lineage: Eukaryota; Fungi; Ascomycota; Sordariomycetes; Xylariales; Hypoxylaceae
Exons: 1
Coding region: 472-4719 (1415 amino acids)
Biological process (GO): regulation of ribosomal protein gene transcription by RNA polymerase II
Cellular component (GO): nucleus
Molecular function (GO): protein binding; DNA-binding transcription factor activity; sequence-specific DNA binding
Source: RefSeq, a predicted model, not a curated record